Molecule: messenger RNA, 1891 nt
Organism: Melitaea cinxia (Glanville fritillary)
Lineage: Eukaryota; Metazoa; Arthropoda; Insecta; Lepidoptera; Nymphalidae
Product: glucose dehydrogenase [FAD, quinone]-like
Exons: 4
Coding region: 1-1833 (610 amino acids)
Molecular function (GO): oxidoreductase activity, acting on CH-OH group of donors; flavin adenine dinucleotide binding
Source: RefSeq, a predicted model, not a curated record
AUGACAGCAUUUAAUAUACUAUUAAGUGCCUUCAUAUUGAACAUACUCCUAGGAAGCAUAUCAUUUGUGAACGGCGAUCUGUUCUCCAAGGCAACAAGGACAAAAGCAGAUGAAAAGAACUUACAGAACAGUGUUUUCGAUUUCAUAAUUGUUGGUGGAGGCACCGCUGGGUGUGUGCUGGCGAACAGACUCUCUGCUGUUCACGAAUGGAAGGUUUUACUUUUGGAAGCUGGUGAAGAAGAGAAUAUAGACUAUGACAUACCUGGUGUACCGACAAAAGAAUUCCGACCGAUUCUGUGGAAUUUCAGGACUGAGAGAAAUGGCUUCUCCUGUCUGUCGAGGCCUGGAGGUAGUUGUGAGAUCAAGACUGGGAAAGUAUUAGGGGGGUCUAGUGUAACAAAUGACAUGAAAUAUACAAGGGGUUCUAAGAAGGAUUAUGAUGCGUGGUACGAUAAUGACGCAAUCAAGUCUUUAGACUGGAAGUUUGAGAAUUUAAUAGAACAUUUUAAGGCUUCUGAAGACAACGGUGAUUACGACGUCCUAAUGAAUUCUUUCUAUCAUUCUCGGGGCGGAGAAAUGCAUGUACAAAGGUUCAAAUACGUCGAUCGAUACAUGGAACUAUUUUUAGGAGCCUUCGCUGAGUUGGGCUUCCGAUCAAUUGACAUCAACACAAACGUUCCGGAAGCUGCUGUUAAUAACCAAUUUGUUAUGUUCAAUAACACAAGAUUAAGUACAAACGCCGCUUUCCUAAAACCAGUGAGACAUAGAAAAAACCUUACUGUGAAAACAGGCGCGACGGUAACUAAGCUUAUUAUUGAUGAGCAAGAAAAGACAAUUGAUGGCGUUAUUUAUGAAAUCGAAAAGGGCAAAGAACUAGCUGCUUACGCUAAAAGAGAAACUAUUUUAACGGCCGGAGCUAUAAAUAAUGUAAGGCUACUUCAUCUAUCAGGAAUAGGGCCACAGACUGAACUGUCAAAGCAUAAUAUAACAGUUAAAGUAGAUCUUCCAGUUGGUAUUGAUUAUCAAGAUCAAGUGACAACUGGUGGCUUAGCUUUUGCACUCCAUGAAGUUACUCCGUUCAGUGAAAGUCAAAUAAUCGAAGAUUUUAAAACAUGGUUUCAAAAUAGAGGAGGACCUUUGGCCUCACGAGGAAUCAAUCAAGUCUCAGCAUUUAUACAACUGUUUGAGAACAAAAAUGGUCCAGAUAUAGAGUUGGCUUUGGAAGGGAAUUACAUAAGAAGCGAUAAAUUUAUGCUAACAAAUGUUACAGUACAUACAGCAGAAGAGACCAGCUUGCCAUUACCGUAUUACAAUUUAGUAAUAGUCAAUCCAGUCCUACUAAAGCCUAAGAGCAAAGGAAAAGUGACCUUAAAUAAAAAGAACCCAAAGUAUGGCCGGCCUGUAAUACAAGCCAAUCUUUUAAAAGAACCAGAAGAUUUAGAGGCAAUAAUUGACAGUGUGGAUAUAGCUUUACAACUUCUUAACAAUAAAGAGAUUAAACGCGCUGAUAUUAAAUUAGCACCACUUGAUAUAUUCCCGUGUGAUAGACUACAGAACAGGGAUCAAUGGAAUUGUAUAGCAAGACAUUACACUAAAGCUAUGGGUAAUCCUAUAGGAACGUGUCGUAUGGGAGCUAAUAAAACUACAUCAGUUGUCAAUUACGAUCUCAAAGUUCAUGAUAUUGAACGACUUAGAAUAGUAGACGCUUCCGUUAUGCCGACACACGUUCGUGGUGGAAUUUUCGCACCAACAGUGAUGAUCGCGGAGAAAGCAACUAAGUUAAUCAUGAAAGACUGGAAGGAUAUUAAAACAAAUUAUUUUCACAGAAGAUGACAAUAUUACACCUAUUGAUUAAUUAAUUUUAAACGCUUAAAUAAAAGACUUAUUAAUA